AGUUGCUUAAAAAUAUCCGCUUGAGGCGGUCGCGUUCGAAUGUGAAUUGUUGUGGUUUAAAAAUUUUACGAUUUUAUUUAACCGCUUCCAAAAUAAUCGUGUUUUAAAGAAUCAUUUACAUAUAUUUAUUCAGAUUUAGAUUUCAUUAAUUUUGCUGUAUAGAACUAAAUAUUAGGUGAUGUCUACAAUAGGUACACCCCGAAUGGAUCGAUAUCGGUGACUUUGAGUUUGUUAUUUUUUACGUUACGAAAGGGGGUGGUUGAAGAUGGAGAAGUCCGCAAGACCGCGGACUGCUCUCAAUGAGUGCGUGAAGGUGGUGGUGCGAUGCCGCCCGCUUUCACAAAAGGAGAAGAACGAGGGUUACGAGGAGGUGGUGAAGGUGUGGCCGGAGCGCGGUGCGGUGCAGGUCUACAACCCCAAGGGCGAGGACAAGCUGUUCACAUAUGACGCUGCGUACGACUGUACUGCAGACACGCAGACCAUCUACGAUGAGAUGGUGCGUCCACUGGUCGCGUCGGUGCUCGACGGCUUCAAUGGGUGCGUGUUUGCGUACGGGCAGACUGGCACGGGCAAGACCCACACGAUGGAAGGGACGCCGGACGACGAGGGCAUCAUCCCGCGCGCGUUCCGCCACCUGUGGGCGCACAUCGAGAACACCGCCUCGCCCGACGUUACCCACCUCGUCUCGUGCUCCUACGUCGAGCUGUACUUGGAGGACGUCAGGGAUCUGCUGUCCAAGGACUGUAAGAAGCUCACGAUUAGGGGGCAGGAGCUGAACGGGUUCUACAUCCCGGAGAUGACGUCAGUUGUGUGCCGGUCCGCGGCGGACAUGGUGCGAGCGAUGCGUGCAGGCAACCGGCACCGGGCCGCCGGCCGUACCGAUAUGAACGAGCACUCAUCCCGCAGCCACGCCGUCUUCCUAGUCACUGUGGAAACCGCUCACCGAGCCACCAAACGAAUACGGGUGGGCAAGCUGAAUCUGGUGGACUUGGCUGGCAGCGAACGACAGCGUAAGACUGGUGCGUCUGCGGACCGGUUGCGUGAAGCCUCACGUAUCAACCAAGCUCUCUCCUCCCUCGGCAAUGUCAUCUCCGCACUCGCAGAAAACAGUCCGCAUGUUCCUUACAGAGAUUCGAAGCUGACGCGGAUCCUACAGGACUCGCUGGGCGGCAACAGCAAGACUAUAAUGAUCGCCAACAUCGGACCCGCUGCUUAUAAUUACGACGAAACUAUCACCACGUUGCGAUAUGCACACCGCGCCAAAGCUAUCAAAAAUAAACCAGUUCGAAACGAGGAUCCGAAAGAUGCGAAGCUGCGCGAGUACCAGGCGGAGAUCGAGCGGUUAAGAGCGUUGAUAGAAGAGCGUCGCGCUGCCGACAAACGUCCCAAGAAAGCACCGCGGCCCAAACAACCGCAAACACAGCAACCUGAUAACUCCGAAGAAGACACAGUUAGUAUUGAACAUGAACAUAUUCUAGCAGAAUCCACAAUAGAACAAGAGAAAUGCAAGACUGAAGAAUUAGAACAGCUAAUAAAGUCUUUGGAAGAUCGGCUAGUGCAAGGCGGUGGCGGGAAGGAUCUGCUCAAUAAUCUUAAUGAAACUCAAAUAAUCCUGGAACAAAGAAAUAUGGAAAUCGCCGAACGAAAAAAAAGAGAAGUUGAAAUGCAACAGAAAAUAGAUUUAGAAGAGGAAACCACUGCCAUAGUCACCAACACCUUCGCAACGCUGCAGCAAGAAGUUGACCAUAAAACGCAAAGGUUGAAGAAGUGCCUGUCGAAGUACGCGUGCCUGCGCGAGGAGAUGGUGGAGCAGCGCGAGGCGCACGACGCGGAGCGGCGCGAGCACGAGGCGCUGCAGGCGGCGCUGCUGGCCGCGCUGCGCCGCCGCCUGCUGGUGGCCGACGGCUUCGUGCCCGAGGCGGGCCGCGCGCACGUGCUGCGCCUGCGCUACAACGACGACGCGGACGCCUGGCAGCUGCCGCCGGCGCGACACAGUGGCGUGGAACCCUUGACGGAACGACCGCUGGCGAGCGGUGCGCGGCGACCCAUGUGCACGCUGGCGCUGGGCCCAGCGCCGGCGCGGCGCCGCGCGGAGAACCUGCUGGACCUGCAGCCGCUGCCGCUGCCCGCCACCGCGCGCCGCUACACGCCGCCACCGCCGCGCGCGCCGCGCCCUCAGGUGGCAGUGGCAGUGGCAGAUACGGUCAAGAAGGAGGAGGUGCGGCGCGGCGGCGGCGCGCGCGCGCGGCCUGCCACCGCUGCCACCGCGCACACGCGCCUCGGCACCGCCGCCACCGCCGGCGUGCGCUAGCCCAGAGAAAUUCGCCAUUCACCAACUACCAAUCAAACGAGUUCCUGAAGCAUGUUAUUAAAUUGUGAAUGUGAUUUUAUAUUAUGUUGAAAUCUUCAAUCGAAACGAUAAAGUCUCCUCCCUUAAAUACGAAAUCUUGCCCGAAAGCGGCUCCGCACGCAAUACAUGCGGCAUUGCGUGCCGCGAGGCGCCGCCACCGAGUGUCUUAUACUACGUGCUCGCUCGCCUUGUUACUGGAUAUUUUGUACGAACUGAUAUUAAUACCGCAUUUCUAUAUUUAAAAACGAUUCGUUUUCUUUUACGAGCUGUUUUGCAGUAAAUGAAGUGCAUGAAAAGCCCAUUUUUAAAACCAAAGAGCAGUUCAACUAUGAAUGAACCGUUUAAAGCUUUUUUUUUUCAUUUUAAGUUGUCUUAAGUUACUGAAUGAAUAGUUUGUAGUAUAAACUAUUCAUUCAGCAACUUUAUUUACAUGCACCUCGUAUGUAAUGAAACAGAUCGUUACGGAGAACGAACGUUUCUUGAAUAUAGGAAUCGGGCAUAAGAAUGAAACGCUUACCAACGCUUCGAAUAUCGCUGCUGGACAGUCUGAAGCUAUAUUCAAAUUGAUCGGUCCCAUAUUUUUAUGCUGUUAGAGAUGUGGUACUUUAGAUGAGUAUAGAAAUAAAAAGGUUCUAUAAAUAUAUGUAUUCAAAUACUAAUAAAAUUUAAAUCGAACAAUGAUAGUAUCAAUGACUUAGUUAUAAUAGUGGAUAUUAUUUUAAACUAAGAGUUUAUAUAUAAAAUUUAAAAAAUAUUAAAUUGAUUGAUACUACCUAUGUUCGAUGUUUUAGAACUAUGAAAGUACCUAAGCAGUACUAAUAGAGUCUACCAAUGAUUUUUAAUGACAAAUGGAGUGUCUUUUUCUCUGAUAGCAUAUGUAUACGGUCCCUACUUGUGACACCGUAGACCUGGACAAUAACUUCGAAACGGUUCUGAAGUUAUACAUAUUAACUAUGCUUAAUUUAUUAAUGUAAAAUUGCAGAAAAUAAAAAAAAACUGAAUUGUUAUUAUACAGGGCCACGUUGUCCAAUCUACGGUGUAACAAUUAAAUAGGCUUGUUUACAUUGUUUCGCGUUGUGUGCACCGAGACCGAUCGUGUAAAUAGUCCAUAUAGAUAUAAAAUGUAUUAUUAUCGUAACAUAGAGUGGUCACAAAUCCCGGUGAGUCACCGAAGGACGGUGUUAAUGAUCUCAAUUAUUCCAAUUCUUAUUAUUUGCGAGAGCAAUAUCAUUUGUAUUUAUAUUGAGAAUUAAUUUUAUCCGAGCCGAGCAUAUAUCGAUUUGUGGUAAUGUCGAUAUCGAUAAUUCCAGUUUGUUAUAAUCUACGUUAUCAAUAUCAACGUUAUGGACCAAGUGAUUACCAGUGAAAUCGGGAUACUUUAUUAAUACCAAUGUAAACUUCAUUAUUUAUCACAUUGUCUGGUCAUAACCUAACCUAACAUAUUAUAUUUUUGAAUAUGUAACAGAAUUUAUUCAUAAAGCCCGUUCAAUUUAAUUAUAUCAACUUUUUUGCCUACAUCCACAUAUUGGACAUUUUUCAAACAUGAAUAAUUCCCUGUUAAUCACUUGGUCCACAACAAUAAUAUCACACUAACUGUCUUAUCAUAUAUAAAUUCUUAUUUGGCUGGAUGUAUUGCAGCCAUUGCCACAAUAAAUUUAAAAAAAUAGAUUUAAAUCAAACCGGAUUAGGUAGGCAUUCAAUUUAAGGAACGAAUACAAUUUUUAAAUUUGAAUAAAACCACAGAUUAGCGUUUUGUUUUAUAUAAUCUGUGACUAAAGUUAAACUUUUUUUCUAAAUAAAUCUAUUGAAUUUAUCCUCGUCGACGCUCGACGAAGUGCUUGGAUUCUGAAUAGUAACGGAUAGGUUACUCUCUCAAAUCUCAUAUGAAAUGCUUAAAAAUGUUUUGUAUCCGAAUUUUUGUUUUAGUCAGUUUAGGUUGUCGUUUCUUUUAUAUGAGUUUUAUUUUACCAUUGUUGUUUUUAGUAAAUUUUAUUUGUGCUUCGAUCGCUUUGUGUGUUGAAGCAAGUGAUAUUAGAUAGUUUGUUAUAGUUGUAGACGUAAAAACUACUGAAGGUAAAUUAUAUGGAUCGCGUUCGAAAAAUUGCAGCGUAGUGCUUGGGUGUAGAUAGGGUUAGAAAACGAUUUUAUACCAAAAAUAAAGUUAUGUAUUUCAAUAGUUUAAACCGGUUUCAUGAACUACCAAAGUAACCAAAUAUUUGCCAUAUCUGUAUUUUACAUACCUAUUUUAUGCCAAAUAGAUCUUGUAUAGUUUUUGUAGACUUAAUGUUUAUCUUUAUUUCAUAAUAUAAAAGUUGUUUAGUAGCUUUAUUUCAAUAUAUUCCAUAUUAUGUGAUUAAAGUGCCCUUAAAGAUAUCAGAAAGAAAUUGGGCAUCGAUAGUGAAAAUGAACGCCUGUAGAACACACCCUAACUAUGCCCAUGCUAGUGUAUAUAAAAGACGCUCUGAGGGGCAAGCCAGGUUAACUCUCUACCAUCUUCAACGCUAAUAGAAACCUAUAGAUCUAUAUAAAUAUUAUACAUAAAUCAAAUAAACGUGAAGUAACGUGACACAGUCACGACUUUUUGAGAUAUGUUAUUUCCAUUCAUUUUCGUAGUUUUCUAUGAACGUCAACGAUUGUAGAAUUAAUCUUGACUAACCCCGAUGGUCUCAAUGCGUCCAAAUAAGAUCCAUGGUGUUUAAUAUAAGCGAGUUACCAAAGAUGGAAACAGUCCAUUCCAUUCGUCUUGUCUCAGGAGCCUUAAUCGACCAUGUUCCUCAUGUAUAAAAACAUUAUUGGAUUUAUUAAUUAGCUCCAGACACGGUUUCUAGUCAACGGUUCUGUAUACAAGCGUGUAAAUAUUAUUGUAGGUAUUUAAAAAGUAUAUUAUAAUAUAGUGUAGUGUAACAUUCGCACAAUACUUUUUGAAUACCACGAAAUCACUGCCACCUCGGUGUUGCAGUCCACGUUAAAUUGUACCUUACGUGUUUUAUUUAAAUCAUGAAUUAAAAUGUCUAUUAAUUGGGAACCAACUGGUGUAUAUUAUAUUGCGCAUAUUAUAUGUUAUUUAUAUAUAAAACUGAAUUGGUUUAAUGUAUAAAUUUGAAAAGAAAUCAUGUGAUAUGUAUUUGGAAACCGCUAGUCAGCUGUGCCGCGAACGCGCUUUUACUCACCAAUAAAACAUUUUUAAUUU
Parnassius mnemosyne (clouded apollo) is the source of this 5540-nucleotide messenger RNA. The record is from the annotation of a GenBank genome assembly. Lineage: Eukaryota; Metazoa; Arthropoda; Insecta; Lepidoptera; Papilionidae.